AUGCCACAUACUACAGAAAUGGACAGGCCUGCUGGGCCAGAUGCCCACAUGAUAGCGGCCAACCCCUUCCUGCAGACUGUAAGGGGGGGCUGGCCCAGCAAGAAUUCAUUCAUAGGCUGGCCGGCCACAUACCAACAUACUACAGAAAUGGACAGGCCUGCUGGGCCAGAUGCUCACAUGAUGGUGGCCGGCCCCUUCCUGCAGACCGUAAGGGGGCACUGGCCUACUCAGCCAGAUAUGAGAAGCAAGCCAGCCGGUCCCUUCCCACAGGCUGCUACUGUGGGCUGGCCCUGUGAGCAACAAUUGUUCCCUAGGCCGGCCGACACCCUGCCACAUAUUGCAGAGGCAGGCUGGCCUACUGUGGCAGAAACCAGCAGCACAGCGGCCGGCCACCCCAUACAGCCUGCAUGA
Suillus paluster is the source of this 411-nucleotide messenger RNA. RefSeq lists its product as uncharacterized. Lineage: Eukaryota; Fungi; Basidiomycota; Agaricomycetes; Boletales; Suillaceae. The coding region runs from base 1 to 411 and encodes 136 amino acids. The transcript has a single exon. The record is from RefSeq and is a predicted model, not a curated record.